AUGGAUGACGGGGUUGAUGGUGUGGAUUCUGGUGAUUCUGAAGUGGAGGGUGGCUCUUGUAAUGGCCGAGACCCUCUGUUAAUGUCUCCCUCCAAGCUCGCUAGCAGUUGCUUGAACUCCGCAUCUGCUUGUUCUUCGCGAGUCAGUGUCCGCGGUUGCGACGGAGGUGUCUCGGGGUUCUCUGGUGCUGGUUUAAAACCAUCUGCCGCUUGCGUCAGCAGUGCAUCGUACCUCGAGACAGGGCACAUUGAAUUGAGAGAGAAUGAAGGGUUAUUCUUUGUAAAUAACAUCUUCCCCCCAAAACUGCAUUGGAUAUUAGAAGGGCCACUCCGCGCAAGUCGAUCGUACGAAGAGGCCUUGAAACGAAUCGAUAGACCACAUCUCGCAGCAUCCGAACCUUUACGCAUAAUCCGUCGUGUCUUUCCGAAAGAAUUGGACGUCGACAUUAGAGAAGUCAUUCCGCGAUUCAGGGAAGGCGGUGCGUUUGUAAAAUACACUCGCAAGGAAGGGGUAAAAGACACUGAUAUAGAGACGGCUAUCAAACAUAAUUUAAAAGAACACCCUAUUCGGCCUUGGUUCAACCCUUUUCAGCAGGUCAAGCUUGCUCGUGUCCUUGGGAGACCAUGGGUAGAGGAUUUGUACCGCAUACCAAGCCCGCGACUUAGGGUUGAGUUCCUGCCAGGCAGUACAGACAAUUCAGCAACGGACCUCACUACGGAGACUUUGUACUCACUCUUCCGCAGCUAUGGGAAAUUAAAGGAUAUUGAGAAGCAAUCGUCGGAAUCGAAGAUUACGCCAAGGUACGCCUACGUAGAAUUCGCUCGCUCGAAGUACGCAGUUACAGCCAAAAACUGUAUGCACGGAUUCAAUGUCCCAGAGCAAGAAGGAGGCGGGAAACCUUACACGAGAUUGAAGAUUAAUUACGAACGGAAAAUCAAGCUAUCCAUGAUUAAGGAUUGGAUUUUGAGCCAUCCAAGAAUAGUGAUCCCCACCCUCGCUGCGCUCAUCGCGGCUAUCACCGUGGCUAUCUUCGACCCGAUUCGUACCUUCUUUAUCAAAAUGAAGAUAAAAGCAACACUCCAGAUCGAGGAAAACAGUGUGCUGCGGUGGAUCCGUAAGCAGGUCAGUAGAGCCAACAUCAUGGGUUUGGGGUAUCAGGCAUCUGAUCCCCGUGGACUCACGGCCAUUUGGGAGGAUCGCCAAGAAGAUAUUUCUCAGCUGCAAUCUUGGUUGAUGGAAGACGUGGAGACUUUUAUCGUCAUCCAUGGCCCCCGUGGCUCUGGAAAACGAGAGCUUGUGCUAGAUCAAGCCCUCAAAAACUACAAAUACAAGGUGGUCAUCGACUGCAAGCAGAUACAAGAUGCCAGAGGAGAUACGGCAAAGAUUGCGCGAGCAGCUAGCCAGGUAGGCUAUCGGCCAGUUUUCUCGUGGAUGAACAGCAUAAGCAGUUUCAUCGAUCUAGCUGCCCAGGGCAUGAUUGGUACCAAAGCAGGGUUCUCUGAAACGUUGGAUGCACAGCUAAGCAACAUCUGGCAGAACACUGCCACUGCUUUGAAGAAAGUCACUUUAGACAAUAGGAAAAAGAGCGACAAGGAUGCACAUCUCACAGAUGAAGAGUAUUUAGAGGCUCACCCCGAACUCCGGCCGGUGGUGGUCAUUGAUAACUUUCUGCAUAACAAUACCGAGGACAAUGUUGUGCAUGAAAAGAUCACCGAAUGGGCCGCUGGGUUGACAAACGGCAAUAUCGCACAUGUCAUAUUCCUAACGACUGAUGUUUCAUUUGCCAAACCUCUCAGCAAAGUUCUAUCAAACUCAGUUUUGCGAACAAUUUCCUUGGGCGAUUGCUCUCCCGAAGUCGGCAGGAGAUUUGUACUUAACCAUUUGGCUGAUGAUGCAAGAACGGGAGAUAAGUCACCUAAAAACGAUGAAGAUCUAGAAGACCUGGACAUUUGCAUUGAAAUAUUGGGAGGCCGGGUUACUGAUCUCGAAUUCAUGGCACAUCGUAUUGAAGCGGGAGAAACCCCUAGAGGGGCUGUCAAUCGUAUUAUAGAGCAGUCCACAUCUGAAAUUCUCAAGAUGUUUAUCUUGAGUACCGAUGUCGGGGCACAGUGGAGCCAUGAGCAGGUCUGGCACCUCAUUAGGAUGCUGGCAAACGCUAAAGACGGCAGUCUACCAUACGACCAAGUCCUCCUCUCAGACCUCUUCAAGGAAAAUGGCGAAGCUGCUCUUCAAGCCCUUGAACAGGCAGAACUCAUUUCCAUUGGUUCUGUCAACGGCUGCCCUGAGACGGUUAAGCCUGGCAAGCCGGUUUAUCGAGCUGUUUUCAGAAAGAUGACCCAGAAUAGGACUCUUAGCAGUCGACUGGACCUUGAGAUCUUGUCACAUCUAAUUAGUAAAGAGAAUAAAAGUAUCGGGAAAUAUGAAGAGGAGUUGCGUUUGCUUGGGUCACUCCCUAAACAGCCUCGAGAGCUGACCGCUAGGGUUCAGUGGCUUUUGCAAAAGGUAUAUAACUCGCAGAACAAGAUCAGUAAGUACGAGGCGGAGAGUGCGAUGCUUCAAAAGAUACUUCAAAAUGGCCUGAUACAAUCUGUUUGGAAUAGCUCAUCGGGACUGGUCUGGCCAUUGUUGACAGCCGUCCUGGUAUUUUGCUGUAUUGCCACGCGUAUAACCAGCGGAUUUCGGAGUCGAGUCGCUAGUAAGACAGAAAAGCCGCAGUCAGUAAGGACGGUGCCAUAUUGGCUCCCUUGGUUGGGUCAUAGUGCUUCUUUUAUGUGGAAUCAUGUAAGCUUCACUGAAAAAGCCAGAGAUUAUAUGAAUGCUUCCAUGUUCGGCAUCUAUAUGGGCGGCACAACGUACAAUACCAUCGUGUCGCCAUCCAUGAUUGAGUCUGUCAUGCUAUCAAGGGUCACAUCAUCAGUCACUCUUAUCAACCGUGCGCUAAAGGCCUUCGGCGAUGACCUGGGCUCACUUCGAAACCUGGGUGCUGUUGACCAUCAUACAUUCCACCAUAAGCUUCCCAAUCUGCUCAUGCGGGAACCAUUCAUAACGGAUAUCUCCACAACCACAGUCCAGCUUCUGAAGCGCGAAAUUCCAAAUUUUGUGACCUUCUGCCGAAGUGUGGUCGACCAAACGCUAUGGGAGCGUGGAAGCGAUGUUGAUGUUGUCGACGACAACCGCAACAAGCCUGCUUGCGAGGUAAAUCUGUUUGCUCUUGUCAGAGGGUUCAUCGGUAAUAUUACAACCACUACCCUCAUGGGUCAAGCGGUUUUGGAAGUCUUUCCUAAUUUACUUGAUGAUGUCUGGAUACUGGACACCCGGCUCCCUCUUUUAAUGAUUGGUAUACCCCGUUGGGUACCAAUUCCGGGUGUGUCUGCGGCGUAUGCUGCCCGUGAUCGGCUAUUAAACUCUCUUGCUGCUUACCAUCAAGCAUUUCUCCAAUGGGAUGACGGUGUAGAUCCUGGUGUCAACUUCCGUGACCUUGAUGAUGUAUCAGAACCGUUGAAACGACGCAUCCGGACAUCUAAGAGCUUAGGGCUCACACCAAGAUCCAGUGCAGUCGGACAUUUGUCUUUGUUAUGGGCUAUGAAUGUAAACUCCUCUAAUAUCGCCUUUUGGCACCUUGUUCGCCUCUAUGCCGAUCCCACCCUCUUAGAAGAGAUCCGAAAAGAAAUCUCUCCUUACGUGCAGGCUCAUAGGCCAAGUAGAGAGGAGACCGGCUUUCCUUUCCAAGAACCGCCCAGAAUCUCUAUCGACCUUGAAGGGUUACUCAAAUCUUGUGCCUUACUGAAGGCCAGCUUCUAUGAAACGCUCCGUUUGGAUUCGGCCGACAUGUCAGUUCGCGAACUCACCUCCGACCUGACAAUCGAAGAGGACGCCACACUCAGUGAUAUUGCAGCGCCCCGUACAUACCAAGUUAGAAAAGGCGAGAGUGUUAUACUCCAUCAUGGGGUACUUCAGAAUGACUCUCGAUAUUUUUCGAAUCCUGACCAGUUUGAUCCCCUAAGGUUCAUCAUAACCGACCCGGUAACGGGGAAGAAGAAUGCAAAUAUGCACACAAUUAACCCUUUUGGUGGCGGCAUGUCUGGAUGCAAAGGGCGAGCGUUCGCUGAGAGACAGCUCCUGGCCUUCGCUGCUGCAAUGAUCUGCAUGUGGGAUAUUGAACCGAUGGAAAGCAGUCAGAUUGCAAUUCCAAGGCAUAGGCAAUCUAGUGGCGCUUACUUGCCUGAGAAAGACAUCAGAGUACGGAUAGUAGCGCGUGUUUGA
Molecule: messenger RNA, 4263 nt
Organism: Aspergillus alliaceus
Lineage: Eukaryota; Fungi; Ascomycota; Eurotiomycetes; Eurotiales; Aspergillaceae
Gene: yme2
Product: putative RNA12 protein
Exons: 6
Coding region: 1-4263 (1420 amino acids)
Cellular component (GO): mitochondrial inner membrane
Molecular function (GO): monooxygenase activity; iron ion binding; oxidoreductase activity, acting on paired donors, with incorporation or reduction of molecular oxygen
Source: RefSeq, a predicted model, not a curated record